GCAUACUAAAUAGUAUUGUAGCGCACUAUUUUGAUAUGCUGUUUUGAAAUACUAAUUAGUGCGUUAGUAUGCGGUUAUCCAUAGACGUGGUCAAGGACUCAAUACAAAGCUUUAGAUCAGUUUCUCUAGGGGGAAAAAAGACUUAAAGCCUCCCAUUCUAUGUAGCAUAUCGAGCAGUACGUUCUCUCCAUUGUUUCUGGACUCAAUAUCGCCCAAUUUGAUGUUCAGUGCAUGUAGGUCUUGGAUGAACGUUCUUCUCCACGUGUUUUGGGGGCGUCCUCGUUGACGUUUGGCGCCUGGUGAUACCCAUGUCAUUGUGGUGGUGGUUCAGUGGUUAAGACAUUGGACUUCUGACCGGAAGGUGGAAGAUGAGUUCACAACCCAGCACCACCAAGCUGCCACUACUGCGCCCUUGAGCAAGGCCCUUAACCCUCAACUGCUCAGUUGUGUAAAUGUAAGUCGCUCUGGACAAGGGCAUCUGCCAAAUGCCACAAAUGUGGUCUUAGGGAUCCGAUGGCUCUACAUUCAGAGGACGUGGCAAGCCAGAGUCUCCUGUGGGCGACAGUGACGUGGAGCUUGAGUCAGAUUGAUGCCAUUCCUUCAGAGCACCUCUUUGUUGGUGAUAUGAUCGGAAUAUCAGAUAUUAAGGAUUCAUCGUAUGCACCUCUGCUGGAAGGCGGCAAGCUUCUUGUUGAUGCUUGUUGAUCGUUCCAGGUCUCACAGGCGUGGGUUGCCAUCAGUACCACGAUGGAGCUAAACAGGCGGAACUUGAGCCUCAGGGAGAAGGAUGGCGAGGAACAGAUAUAGUUGAUCUUCCAAAACUCAGCUGUCUUUUUCACAAUGCCGUAUUUGAUGUCUGCCUCCGCCAUCUCCGCCAUCUAUAUCUAGCACCCUAUAUUGUUGUUUGGUGUGUCAUUUAUAUGAUGUGUUAACCACCCAAGGAACCAUUAAGGAACGUUUACAUUUUAUUUAAAGUGUUUUAUUAACAAGUGAACAAAUAACAAGCAAAACAAGCAGCCCGACUUCUCAACCAAUUUUCUCCUUUCAAUUCCCACCUACCAGCCAGCUCUCCACUAUCAUACAACAGCUACAAACCAGGGAGGGUGAAGGCUAACACGUGCUUUCUCCAGACAAGUGAAGCCAGCCAACCGUAUAUUUUUAAACUGGUGCUCAUGCUGCGUCACAGGCAGAUUAACACACUCAGAAGAAAACGUUAUACACCUUCUUACGCAUACGUAAACAUGAUUGGCUAACGUCGCAUAAACUGACAGGGGAGAGAGAGAAUAACUUCCCUCCCACCCAAUUUCAAUCAGGCAAUUUUUCUCUCUUGGACUCCUGCCCAUGUAUGACUGUGGCAUCACUGGUAGACAAACCUGCAAAUACCAUGAGUUCCACCUUCAAUCCCUUUAAUACAUCUAAAAAUGUAAUGUUGGAAAAAUGCUUCUAUGCUUUCAUGUCACAACAUCUCAGUUGGUCCAUCUGCACCACAUGGGCCAUCUCAGACAGUCACCUUUUUAAAAAAAAAAAAAAAAAACGGGCUGAUUUCCAAUUGAGGAGAAUAAUUUUCUUAGCUGCAGCCAUACUAGUCAUCAAAACAUGGUGUAAGAAACAUUGGCUUUAACAAAACUUGGUUUCUUCUGGAUUCUCCAUUUUUCUCCAACCUCACAAAAACCUCCAGGUAGGUGGACUGCCUACAAUAAAUUGUCCCUAGGUGUGAAUUGGUGCGCAUGGUGUCCUGCGAUUGACUGGCGUCCCAUCCUUAGUGUAUUCCCGUCUUGUUCACAGUGUUCCUGGGAUAGGCUCUGGAUUCACCACAACCCUGAGCAAGAUGAUGAAAAAUCACAUGCAAUCUACAUUUAAAGCCUUGUUAUGGAAAUGGCAAGAGUUAAAAGCUUCUGCAGGAGACACCUGUCAAGAUGGAAAGACGCAUGAAUCUGUGUGGAAAAACAUUUCCAGAAUGCUGUGCAUUUAAAGUAGCAGUGUGUGAAGGGUUUACAUGUGGUUGGAUGGCUGGUGAUGGGUGAUGUACACAUCUGAAAAAGGGAUUUGGGAGAGAAUGGCUAUCUCAAUGGGUGGAGGGGAUGGAGUCUUGUUCUGACAGAGAAUUUCGGAGGAAAGAAAACAUUAAGGCCCACCCCAUUGGUUUGCAAUACAGUUGGAACAUGUAGGAAAUAAGCAUUGGUUCUGCACUUAGCCUUAUAUGGAAAAAGAACACAGCAAGUAACCUUACUCCCUUUGCCAAAAUUGAUCACCUCUGCCGAUAUUGCGUUAACAACACCAGCUGGCUAACAUCUGAGCAGAAUAGAGGAAAGAGAAAUCUUCAAUCUGGUUGCGUUCCCAGUGUUCAGGCAACAGGCAUUCCUCCGAAACGGGGAACUUCAGCUGACUCAUAUGUCAUACUUCGAACAAGACUAGAUCUGAACAGGUCUGCGUUUGAGAGUAUUGCUCGAAUGACUCUUAAAUUCUGUUUCUGUCUUUCCAGGAAAGUUUCCACACAGUCACGUGAAGAAAGAAGACACUACUAUUUGGCUGAGAACUGUCAUAAAGGGAGAAAAAUCCCAGUUUACAGCCUAGUUGUAAUGGUAUUUAGGUGAAAGGAUACACGCUUGGGCAUGAAAUCUAUUGUGGAGAUCAUACUGGGCGAAUAAACUGAUCGUCAAGUCAAGUCACCGUUAUUUAUACAGCACUUUUCAAAAACAGCAAGUGUCUGCCAAAGUACUGCAAUAAAACCUAGGAUCGUGUCCUCUGGCACUCAGGCUGAACGGAGCACCGAGCGAAAAGAAAAAGAGAGCGAGAGAAGCAGAUCUCCAGAAAUAGCAUCGGCCAAGGAGCACGUAUACGAACGGGCGAAGGAGCACGGAGUCCCACGGCGCAAACAUGCCUUUGCUCUUGAACUUGACGGCAGUUGUCCUGUUGCUCAUCGCUCACUGUGGAUCCUGGACUCUGGCCAGUCGCUUGGGUCCUCAUAAGAUCUGCCCGUCCUGCAAAGACUCCCGAGCUUCUCGGGACCCUGUCGGUGCGGCCAACACAGCUGUGCUGGCUUUAGGGGAGCCGUGCGGGGUUUACACGCUGAGCUGUGCCAAGGGCCUGCGCUGCAUGCCUCCUCCACGCGACCACAGCCCGCUCCAGGCUCUGCUGCAGGGCCGAGGCAUAUGCACCAAGCAGAUCAAGACGAGUCCCACCGAAAAACCCCACCCUGCAGGUCCACAUCCUUCCCACAGCGGUGAAAUUGAAAAGGCUCCGUGCCGGAAGUUGCUCAACGCCGUGCUGCGUGGCCUCGAACUUACCGUUUUCCAGUCCGAUCGUGACAUCUACAUCCCCAACUGCGACACGCGUGGCUUCUACAGGAAAAAGCAGUGUCGGUCCUCUAAAGGCAUGCAGCGCGGACACUGCUGGUGCGUGGACGAAUUAGGCAUCACCCUACCGUCCCAAGCCGGCGAAGACGGCACUUUACCGUGCGACGGAGAGUGAGACAGGGCACACGGUGCCACAAUUCUGAGCCAGGAGGAAGACGAGGAAGAGGAGGGGAGGGGCAUAUGGGAGACGGGAGGACGAGCCGCUCGUGCUAGACACUGCCUGGCCAUGAGACCCCAGGGGAAAACCACUCAACACGGGAAACACACGCUCCUCGCUCAAACACUCCAUCCAACGCAUCAACUGAAGGUUCACGUCACUGCCAUACGCCUCUACAGGUCCUGCAGCGUGUAAGCACAGAGCCAACGAGACACUCCAUCACUCCACCCGUGGUAGAUCACUUCGAAACGAGACUCUACACCCUGGCCACUUAGUAGCGUCCAUUUUUCUGUGAUAGCCAUCACUGCCUUUGUCUUGUGUAUCUCUGAGUAGGCCGUAAAUACUGUUAAAGCGGGCAUGGGUGCCGUUUUUCUCUCCGCCUCCCCUGCCAUCCCCUCUCCCUCUCUCCAAAGAUACACUGACUAAAUUAAUAUGUAUGAAAGCAAAAUGAUGCCUUUGCAUUUAAUUUAUUCCAGAGUAUUAUUGUAUUUCUUUGGAGAUGUUCAUGUAUUUCAUGUAACCAAGACAUCAACACUACCGUACAUGCACAUGAUUUGGGAAAACAUUCGAUCCUUUCUGUUGUGACAGUCUGAGCGUUAAUACACAAGUCACUUGUACAUAAAUCCUUUUUUUUUUUGUGAUUGCCAUUGGGUGAUAGGUUCUUGAAAGCUGAUGGCUAUUACUCUAUCUGAAAAGGCAUAUUUUUAUAUACUUCAAUAUAAUAUUUUAUAUAUAGAUUGAUGCUUUAUUUAAGGAACUACAAUACCAUGUAUUUUUAUAUUGUCAACAUUGUUUUUUUUUUCUUGUUUUGUUUUUUUCAUUGUCAAGUUUGAUUUCAUGCUGAAAGUAAACACCGGGCUUUGAUGGCACAUUUUAGGAAUAAAAGAAAAAAUUUAAUAAGACACCCUUCAAAUAUAUUGUACUACUAUAUAAUAUAAUAUAAUAUAAUUGGUAUACAUUAUGAUUGUCCAAAAAAAAAAAUCGGGUAUCUAUUUUCUCACUCCAGAAUACAUCGAAGGAAAAAAAAUAUGCUGAAAAUGAAAAUGCACAAAUAUUCAUAUUUCUGUUGUUGUAUCGGUGUAUGUGCCAGUGAUCGCAGGAGGCUCUGCGAAGCCGCAAAGUACAAGAACUUUAAGAAAAUAAAAAACAAAUAGCUAUAUUACUAUU
Molecule: messenger RNA, 4680 nt
Organism: Ictalurus punctatus (channel catfish)
Lineage: Eukaryota; Metazoa; Chordata; Actinopteri; Siluriformes; Ictaluridae
Gene: igfbp6b
Product: insulin-like growth factor binding protein 6b
Exons: 5
Coding region: 2878-3471 (197 amino acids)
Biological process (GO): regulation of insulin-like growth factor receptor signaling pathway
Cellular component (GO): extracellular region
Molecular function (GO): insulin-like growth factor II binding; fibronectin binding; insulin-like growth factor I binding
Source: RefSeq, a predicted model, not a curated record